AUGCGGUUCCAAGCUGCGCAGCCGAGUGUGAAACCCUCUGUUCCGAUCCCAUCACCCUGCCAUGUUCAUCGCGCCACUAACACCCUUACGAUCCUCGUCUGGGAAGACGACACUCUCCCUCUCGGCCUGACCUCCAUUACCAUCGGCACCGCGACCACCGCGACCGGAACCACCGUCCCCCUCACUGUUACAGUCUCGCUCAGAGGCAGCGGCACCACGGUCUUAGACAGUCCUCUCAAGAGCGCCACCCUGGUUUCCAGCGUCGUGCAUGAUUCGUCUCUCGCGGCGUUCUCGUCUGCCGAAUGCAUUUUCUACGCCGGCAGUGUAAAUCUCGGGCACGGGGCGUCCGCGUCUAUUGUUGGUAUCGUGGCAUCGGCAUCGACUCAUGACGACGGCUCGAAGGUGACGUUCGAUGAAGUGGUUUGUAUGACUUGCAGCUACUCUUGA
This is a messenger RNA of Fonsecaea pedrosoi CBS 271.37, 447 nucleotides long. RefSeq lists its product as uncharacterized. The transcript has a single exon. NCBI's taxonomy places the organism in Eukaryota, Fungi, Ascomycota, Eurotiomycetes, Chaetothyriales, Herpotrichiellaceae. The coding region runs from base 1 to 447 and encodes 148 amino acids. The record is from RefSeq and is a predicted model, not a curated record.